This is a messenger RNA of Candidula unifasciata, 349 nucleotides long. The record is from the annotation of a GenBank genome assembly. NCBI's taxonomy places the organism in Eukaryota, Metazoa, Mollusca, Gastropoda, Stylommatophora, Geomitridae.
GAGAUCUGACGUGACCUUGUCGUGCUGUGAGAUUCAUCCCCGGCGCGGCCUGCAGCAUUUAAGGUACCAGGACCAGUAUUACAGCCGACUGUACUGCCGGAUGUAUUUUCUUCUAAGCGACUAUCUGGACAGCUUUCACGAGCUUCUGACUGAAGCCCAGACACUGCAGAUCAAUCAAGAGGAUAUUGGAUUUACAAGGGUUCGAGAUAUACCGAUGAACUUCCGGCUAGAAGAUCUUCUGAAUGCUCCGCUGCCUCCAGGCUGGGUCAUGCUGGCUCAGAGAAUGGACAAUGCCGUGUGCAGGAACCAAGCCCGUAAGAAAGCCCUGAAUGAUGGUCUGACUUGUUGA